Exophiala oligosperma is the source of this 1370-nucleotide messenger RNA. RefSeq lists its product as uncharacterized. The record is from RefSeq and is a predicted model, not a curated record. Gene Ontology annotation, cellular component: nucleus. NCBI's taxonomy places the organism in Eukaryota, Fungi, Ascomycota, Eurotiomycetes, Chaetothyriales, Herpotrichiellaceae. Gene Ontology annotation, biological process: DNA replication; DNA damage response. Gene Ontology annotation, molecular function: double-stranded DNA binding. The transcript has 2 exons. Bases 125 to 1279 code for a protein of 384 amino acids.
CUAUACCGAGUAACAACCCAACGAUUCAUUCUACGAAAGAAUUGUUUGCGCGCUUCGCUACGACUUCACUUUCUCUCUCUCUCUCUCUCUUUUCUUUUCAAUAAUCUUCCAGACCAACGCAAAGAUGCCUCGAGCCGAAGUUGGAUCGACAAAGUACAUCGCCAACCAGAUGAAGUCGAAAGGACUUCAACGGUUGCGAUGGUACUGUCAAGCAUGUCAAAGACAGAUGCGCGAUGAGAACGGUUUCAAAUGCCAUGUCGCCUCCGAAUCGCACAUCCGACAAAUGCAAAUCAUCGGCGAAGACCCCAAGAAAGCAAUCAAUGACUAUUCACGGCAAUUUCUCCGAGACUUUAUACAGUUACUACGGACCGGCCAUGGAGAGAAGAAGGUCAACAUCAAUCACUUCUACCAAGAAUACAUCUCCAACAAAAGCCACAUACACAUGAACGCCACCAAAUGGCCUAGUUUGACGGAAUUUGCGAAAUAUCUGGGUAGGGAAGGCAUCUGCAGAGUGGAUGAAGAUGAGAAGAAUGAAACCAAGAUUGGCGCCAGUGCUCUGACCAUCAGCUGGAUUGACAACAGCCCAGAAGCGCUGCGGCGGCAAGAGGCUCUUAAGAAGAGAGAGCGACAAGAUCGGGGCGACGAGGAGCGAGAACAGAGGAUGAUACAGGAGCAGAUCCGAAAAGCGAAGCGUCAAGAGAAAAGACAUGGCAGCGAAGAAGAAGAAGACAAUGAAGAGGGCGCGGAGACCGAGGAUGCGGAACAUGCAGGAGAGGGGGAAGGAAUCAAACGCAAGGAUGGAGAGAAGAUCGUCUUGAAUUUUGGUUCGAAGAAGUCACCUCCGGCGGUGGAAGAACAGCAACCUCCUACCCCUCCUCUCUCGGACAAGGACGAUGCCACCACAUCCGACAAAAAAAAGGCAACGGCGGUAGUAGACACUGCCUCAGAUUUAUCAGCCGCUGCCGAACGACACCCUCCUGCUUCGGAAGGGCCUACUGGCUCCGGGAACAAAGAUGGCAACAUGCCAACGGCAGCGAAGCAACCGGUCUCGCUAUCCUUUGGCUCAUCAGCGACUCGACCAAAGAAUGUUUUCGCAGCUGCGUCAAAAAAGAAUGCUUUGGCUGGUCCUAAGAAGGCCACGACACUGGCCCCAUCAAGACCCAUGAGUGAAGCAGAACGGAUAAUGAAGGAAGAGAUGGAGCGAAAGCGCCAACGUGAAGCCGGUGGUGGUGGGGUUAAGCCAGGCUCAAACGUCUUUAAGAAACAACGUGUUUCGUAAGACCAUGUUUGUGUGUGCUGGCACGUACGACAUGUUGUAAUUGUGGCCGAGACGAUAUAUAUUCACCUUGUAUAAUGAUAAUGAUUUGCAU